Messenger RNA from Podarcis raffonei (Aeolian wall lizard), 7594 nucleotides. Its product is annotated as myosin-10-like. Gene Ontology annotation, cellular component: myosin complex. Gene Ontology annotation, molecular function: cytoskeletal motor activity; actin filament binding; ATP binding. The transcript has 45 exons. The coding region runs from base 172 to 6270 and encodes 2032 amino acids. The record is from RefSeq and is a predicted model, not a curated record. Lineage: Eukaryota; Metazoa; Chordata; Lepidosauria; Squamata; Lacertidae.
AGUUGCGGUUGGGCCUUGGAGGUGUCAACAUCUCUCUCUCGCUCCUAUCUGCUAAGCCCUUCAUUGGUGGCCAGCCAGAGAAUGUCAGCUGCUGAAUUUCUGCAGGGUUCCUUCUGAUGCUCUCUCCCUCCUCCAUUCCCGCCUACACCCUAUUCUGGGCUUUGCUCAGCCAUGGCUGUCCGAGCCCCUGCUCCGCGGGGCGACGCCAGCGCCGAGAGAUACCUGUUUGUGGAUCGGAACCAGGUGGGCAACCCAGCCUCCCAGGCUGACUGGACGGCCAAGCGGCUGGUGUGGGUCCCAUCGGAGCGCCAUGGCUUUGAGGCGGCCGGUCUGCGCGAAGAGCGGGGGGACGAGGUGCUGGUGGAGCUUGCCGAGAACGGGCGUCAGGUGCUGGUCGCCAAGGACGACAUCCAGAAGAUGAACCCCCCCAAGUUCACCAAGGUGGAGGACAUGGCGGAGCUGACCUGCCUCAACGAAGCCUCUGUGCUGCACAACCUCAAGGACCGCUAUUACUCAGGCCUCAUCUAUACCUAUUCGGGGCUUUUCUGCGUGGUCAUCAACCCUUACAAGAACUUGCCCAUCUACACGGAACAGAUCGUGGAAAUGUACCGGGGCAAGAAGCGCCACGAGAUGCCACCCCACAUCUAUGCCAUCUCUGAGGCUGCCUAUCGGAGCAUGCUGCAGGACCGAGAGGAUCAGUCGAUCUUGUGCACGGGCGAGUCAGGUGCUGGGAAGACGGAGAACACGAAGAAAGUGAUCCAGUAUUUGGCCCACGUGGCUUCAUCGCACAAAGCCCGGAAGGACCACAAUGUGCCGACCUCCAACCCUGCUUCCUACGGUGAACUGGAACGUCAGCUGCUACAAGCCAACCCUAUCCUGGAGGCCUUCGGCAACGCAAAAACAGUCAAAAACGACAACUCCUCACGAUUCGGUAAAUUUAUACGGAUUAAUUUCGAUGUAGCUGGCUACAUUGUCGGAGCAAACAUAGAAACAUACCUGCUGGAGAAAUCGCGAGCCAUUCGCCAAGCCAAGGACGAGCGGACUUUCCACAUCUUCUACCAGCUCCUGGUGGGCGCCGGGGAGCACGUGAAAGGGGAGCUGCUGUUGGAGCCCUUCAAUCAGUAUCGCUUUGUCUCCAACGGAUACCUGCCCAUCCCAGGACAGCAAGACAAGGAGAUCUUCCACGAGACCAUGGAGUCAAUGCGAAUCAUGGGCUUCUCGCACGAGGAGAUACAUUGUAUGCUGCGGAUGGUCUCAGCCGUGCUGCAAUUUGGGAACAUUGUCUUCCGUAAGGAGAGGAACACAGACCAGGCCUCCAUGCCCGACAACACAGCUGCCCAGAAGCUUUGCCACCUCUUGGGCAUGAACGUCACCGAGUUCACCCGCGCCAUCCUUACCCCGCGGAUCAAAGUCGGACGGGACUAUGUGCAGAAGGCGCAGACGAAAGAGCAGGCUGACUUUGCGGUGGAAGCCUUGGCAAAAGCAACCUACGAACGCCUCUUCCGUUGGCUGGUGCAUCGGAUCAACCGGGCCCUGGACCGCACCAAGCGCCAGGGCGCCUCCUUCAUCGGUAUUCUGGACAUCGCAGGCUUUGAAAUAUUCCAGCUGAAUUCCUUUGAACAGCUCUGCAUCAACUACACCAAUGAGAAGCUCCAGCAGCUCUUCAACCACACCAUGUUUGUGCUGGAGCAGGAAGAGUAUCAGCGAGAGGGUAUUGAAUGGAACUUCAUUGACUUUGGCCUGGACCUCCAGCCCUGCAUAGACCUCAUUGAGAGGCCGGCAAACCCCCCAGGGGUGCUGGCUCUGCUAGACGAAGAGUGCUGGUUCCCCAAAGCCACUGACAAGAGCUUCGUGGAAAAAGUUACCCAGGAGCAGGGAACCCACCCCAAGUUCCAGAAGCCCCGGCAGCUGCGGGACAAAGCUGACUUCUGCAUUAUCCAUUACGCUGGCAAGGUUGACUACAAAGCAGAUGAGUGGCUCAUGAAGAACAUGGACCCCUUGAACGACAACGUGGCUACGCUUCUCCACCAGAGCGCAGACAAGUUCACGGCAGAGCUGUGGAAAGAUGAGAUCCAGAACAUACAGAAGGUCUAUUUCUUUGACAGCUAUGCCGUGGCAUCUCAGGGUCCAGCAGAAAUGGACCGAAUUGUGGGCCUGGACCAAGUGAGCGGGAUGGGAGACCUUGCCUUCGGCUCCUCAUACAAGACGAAGAAGGGGAUGUUCCGGACGGUGGGGCAGCUGUAUAAGGAAUCUCUCUCCAAGCUCAUGUCAACCCUGCGCAACACCAACCCCAACUUUGUGCGCUGCAUCAUCCCCAACCAUGAGAAAAGAGCUGGAAAACUGGAGCCACACCUCGUGUUGGACCAGCUACGCUGCAACGGAGUCCUGGAGGGAAUUCGCAUUUGCCGCCAGGGCUUUCCCAACCGCAUCAUCUUCCAGGAAUUCCGGCAGAGGUAUGAGAUCCUGACUCCAAACGCCAUUCCUAAAGGCUUCAUGGAUGGGAAACAGGCCUGCGAACGCAUGAUCAAGGCCUUGGAGCUGGACCCCAACCUCUUCCGCAUCGGCCAGAGUAAGAUCUUUUUCCGCGCUGGCGUCCUUGCUCACCUGGAGGAGGAGCGGGACCUGAAGAUCACAGAUAUCAUAGUCUCCUUCCAGGCAGCUGCCCGUGGAUACUUGGCCCGCAAAGCCUUCAUGAAAAAGCAGCAGCAGAUGAGCGCUCUCAAGGUCAUGCAGCGUAACUGCGCCGCCUACCUCAAGUUGCGCCACUGGCAGUGGUGGCGCCUUUUCACCAAGGUGAAGCCCCUGUUACAGGUGACCCGUCAGGACGAGGUGAUGCAGGCAAAGGCAGUGGAGCUGCAAAAGGUGCAGGAGAAACACGUGAAAACCCAAAUGGACCUGAAGGAACUGGAGAACAAAUACCAGCAGCUCUCGGAGGAGAAGGCCAUCCUGGCCGAACAGCUGCAGGCAGAGACAGAGCUGUUUGCCGAAGCCGAGGAGAUGCGGGCGCGGCUUGCGGCCCGGAAGCAGGAGCUGGAGGACAUCCUGCACGAGCUGGAGUCGCGGGUGGAAGAGGAGGAGGAGCGUUGCCAGCAGCUGCAGGGGGACAAGAAGAAGAUGCAGCAGCACAUCCAGGACAUCGAAGAGCAGCUGGAGGAGGAGGAGGCCGCCCGGCAGAAGCUGCAGCUGGAGAAAGUGAGCACGGAAGCCAAGAUGAAGAAGAUGGAGGAAGACCUGCUGGUGCUCGAAGACCAAAACUCAAAACUGCACAAAGAGAGGAAGCUGAUGGAGGAGCGGCUCUCCGAGUUCACCUCCCAUAUGGCAGAGGAGGAGGAGAAGGUGAAGAGCCUUUCCAAACUGCGCAACAAAUACGAAGCCGUCAUCGCCGACAUGGAAGAUCGGCUAAAGAAGGAGGAAAAGGGGCGCCAGGAGCUGGAGAAGCUGAAGCGCAAGCUGGACGGGGAGGCAGGGGACCUGCAGGAGCAGGUGGUGGAGCUGCAGCAGCAGCUGGAGGAGCUCCGGCAAGCGCUGGCAAGGAAGGAAGCCGAGCUACAGGCAGCGCUGGCCAGGGUGGAGGAGGAGUCCGCGCAGAAGAACGCCGUGCUGAAGUCCCUUCGCGAGCUGCAGGCGCAGCUGGCUGAGCUGCAGGAGGACAUGGAGUCCGAGAAGGCGGCCCGCGCCAAAGCCGAGAAGCAGCGGCGGGACCUGGGCGAAGAGCUGGAGGCCCUGAAGACGGAGCUCGAGGACACCUUGGACUCGACGGCCGCGCAGCAGGAGCUACGGUCGAAGAGGGAGCAAGAAGUAACUGAGCUGAAGAAGACCAUUGAGGACGAGGUCAAAGUGCACGAAGCCCAGGUGCUGGAGAUGCGCCAGCGGCACACGUCUGCCCUGGAGGAGCUGUCGGAGCAGCUGGAGCAGUCACGCCGGUUCAAAGUUACCCUGGAGAAGACCAAGCAGGCCCUGGAAGGGGAGAACGUGGAGCUGCAGAAGGAGGUGAAGGUCCUGCAGGCAGCCAAGCUGGAGUCGGAGCAGCGGCGCAAGAAGCUGGAAAGCCAAGUCCAGGAGCUGCAGCUGCGGGCCACUGACGGUGAAAGAGUCAAAGCUGAGCUAAUGGAGAGGCUGGGGAAGCUGCAGAACGAACUCGACGGAGUCUCCGGUACCCUUGGAAGUGCAGAGUCCAGGGCGAUAAAGCUUGCCAAAGAUCUGGCCAGUGUAGAAUCCCACCUGCAAGAUUCCCAGGAACUGCUCCAGGAAGAGACGCGGCAGAAACUGAAUCUGAGUUCUCGAGUCCGGCAGCUGGAAGAGGAAAAAGCUGGUCUGCUGGAGCAGCUAGAGGAGGAGGAGGCUGCCAAGGGGAACUUCACCCGCCAGAUCCAGAGCUUACAGCAGCAGGUGAUGGAGACCAAGAAGAAGCUGGAGGACGAUGCUGGGGUAGCCGAAGCAAUAGAGGAGGCUCGGCGCCGGGCAGCCAAGGACCUGGAGGCUCUCUCCUUGCGCUACGAGGAGCGGGUCCAGGCCUGCGACAAGCUGGAGAAAGGACGGACCCGGCUGCAGCAGGAGCUGGACGAUGUCACCGUCGCCCUGGACCAGCAGCGCCAGGUGGUCUCCGCCCUCGAGAAGAAGCAGAAGAAAUUCGACCAGAUGCUGGCCGAGGAAAAGCUGAUCUCUGCCCGCUACGCCGAGGAAAGGGACCGAGCGGAAGCAGACUCCCGGGAGAAGGAGACCAAGGUGCUCUCGCUGAGCCGUGCCCUGGAGGAGGCUCUGGAGACACGGGAGGAGCUGGAGAGGCAGAACAAGCAGCUGCGGGCAGAAAUGGACGACCUGGUCAGCUCUAAGGACGACGUCGGCAAGAACGUGCAUGAGCUGGAGCGUUCGAAGCGGGCCCUGGAGCAACAGGUGCAGGAAAUGCGAGCCCACCUGGAGGAGCUGGAAGACGAGCUUCAGGCCACGGAGGACGGGAAGCUCCGCCUGGAGGUCAACAUGCAGGCCCUGAAGGCCCAGCACGAGAGGGAGCUGCAGAACCGCGACGAUGCCAACGACGACAAGAAGAAGCUGCUUGGGAAACAGGUGCGGGAGUUGGAGGCUGAACUGGACGCGGAGAGGAAGCAACGGGCCCAAGCGCUUGCAGCCCGGAAGAAGCUGGAGCUUGAUCUUCAGGAGGCGCUGGCACAGCUGGAUGCGGCCAACAAGGGACGGGACGAAGCAGGGAAGCAGCUGCGAAAAUUGCAGGCCCAGAUGAAGGAGCUCUGGCGGGAAGUGGAGGAAGCCCGUGCAGCCCGCGAAGAGAUCUUCAUUCAGUCCCGCGAGAGCGAGAAGAAGCUGAAGAAUCUGGAGGCAGAGUUGUUGCAGCUGCAGGAGGAACUGGCAGCGUCAGAGCGAGCCAAGAGGCAGGCGCAACAGGAGCGGGACGACCUGGCGGAUGAGCUGGCCAAUGGGAACAGCGGCAAGUCUGCUCUCAUGGAUGAAAAGCGCCACCUCGAGGCCAGGAUCGGUCAGCUGGAGGAAGAGCUGGAUGAGGAGCAGAGCAACAUGGAGCUCAUGAACGACCGAUACCGCAAGCUCAGCAUGCAGGUGGAAACACUCACCACAGAGCUGGCAGCGGAGCGCAGCUUCUCGCAGAAGGCCGAGAACGCCCGGCAGCAGCUGGAGCGCCAGAACAAAGACCUGAGGGCCAAGCUGGGAGAGAUGGACUCCUCUGUCAAGUCCAAGUACAAGAUGGCCAUCGCAACCCUGGAGUCCAAGGUGGCCCAGUUGGAGGAGCAGUUGGAGCAGGAGUCCAGGGAGAGGAUUCUAUCAGGGAAACUUGUGCGGAGGGCAGAGAAGAAACUCAAGGAGGUGAUUCUGCAAGUGGAUGAAGAGAGGAGGAACGCAGAUCAGUACAAAGAUCAGGUUGAAAAGAGCCACCUGCGGCUAAAGCAACUCAAGCGACAGCUCGAAGAAGCAGAAGAGGAGGCCUCACGGGCCAACGCCAGCCGCCGCCGCAUGCAGCGCGAACUCGAGGACGUCACCGAGUCAGCCGAGUCCAUGAAUCGCGAGGUGACCAGCCUGCGGAAUCGUCUCAGCAAGUUAGAACGCCGGCAGCGGAAACGCACCCCUCUGAGCUUCACCACCCGAACUGUGCGGCAGGUGUUCCGCCUGGACGGCGUCUCAGACGAGGAGACCGAAGACCCGGAGAGCGACUCUCCGUCUGCAAACCACCAGCCUCCUACGCCCCUGACGCCCUCUCAGGGGCAGCAGCCGGCCCCCCCUGCGGAGCCAGCCCAGACUGAAUGAGGCAGGGAUGUCAGACCCCAGGGGGUGGAUCGCAAGACCAGGGGCGGGGAGUAGGAACCCCAACCUUGCUACACUGUCUGACAUGUAUACAAAAAAAAAAAAGGAACCCCCUCCCAACACUUGCCCCCACCCUCCAGCUUCUCUUUCAAGGGUCUCCCAGCUCUCCUAUCAGGCUGCACUUUAAUAUCAACCACCCCUGAGGGGUGGGAAAUCUGGGAGGAGGGAGGUUCAGGGGUCAGGAUUUUAACUAUAUCCCUUUAAAAAGAAAAAGGAAAAUCCAACUCUCAAAUAGCCAUUGCUUCUCCGGCACCACCUCUCCCUCCCCCAUCCAAAACCCAUCUUUCUCUUCUCUCCUCCCAGCUCCAGUACAGAUAUAUAUAUAAAGAACUCCUUGCCCACUACUAAGGAAAAAUAUACAUAUCAAAGUUCGGGCAUCGAAGUGGCAAAUGUACACAGACUGGGGUGGGGAAGGGAUGGCUCUAUGCAGCCCUGCUUCUCGGGGUUCGUGCAGCGAUCGAUCCCCUUGCCUGGCACCCAAAUGCACCCAAGCCCCGGAUGGAGACAGCUGCUUUCUCGCAGGGAGACCCUUUGCUCUCAGCGCUGAGGGGCAGCUGUGUCGGGUGUGGGGGCCUUCUGCUCCCUUUGGUUCCAGCCACUCCAUCUCGUCUCCUUGCCUUCCCGUUCCCCUUCUUCCCAGCGGGGUGAUGGGGGAGCUGGAGGAGUGAGUCCUUGGGAUGCCUUCACAUGAAGGAUACAUGUGGAGAUUUUUUUUUAUCAUCUCUGGAAGGCGGCUUCUCUCCAGCACACCUUAGCCUGCUGGAGUUACUCUCUGGACCUCCCACCUGCCUUUCACACCUGCCCAGACUGUGGGCAGAGGAAGAUGCAGAAUGAACUGGAAACCAUUCAUCUCAGCCUGCCUUCUCUCGUUUUGGACUGGGAUUUGGAUCUCGCCCUCUCUGCAUAUCAUUGUCAGCAGCCAAGAGCACUUUGAUCUCCUCCUCCUCUCCUCUUGCCACCAUCCCUAAACCUGCUGUGGUGGUGGGUUGCGUGAGGAAGCCAGGAUUUGCAAACCCUGUAGAUUCAAUAGCAACGACAGGCCACAAGCUGGCCAGUUUCAUCUUGCCUGAUUGCACGUGUGUGGAAUUCUGCUAUGUACUGUGCACAGAAUUUGAGUUCUAGGGACUCUCUGCAUUCCUUUUUCUUUUUCGUUUUUUGGUCUUCCUCCAAUCCAAUAGAGGGGAAAAGAACAAGCCAAGUUGCUGGUCCUUGUGAGCUGUGGAUAUACAUUCAAAAACUUCCAGAUGAACGUCUGCAGAAACCUCUG